This is a messenger RNA of Acanthosepion pharaonis, 639 nucleotides long. NCBI's taxonomy places the organism in Eukaryota, Metazoa, Mollusca, Cephalopoda, Sepiida, Sepiidae. The record is from the annotation of a GenBank genome assembly.
AUGUCUUUUAUCAAUCUAAUUUUCCUUCCUUACUCCCCUGCUUCUUCUCUCUUUCUAUUUUUUUUCCUUCUGUGUCUUUUUAUUCCAUCCCUUCCUCCCCUGCUUCUUCUCUCUUUUUUUUUUUCCUUCUGUGUCCCUUACCCCUGGUCCUCCUUUAUUUCUUUUUCUUUUUUUUUUCCUUCUCUGUUUUUCAAUCACCCCCAUCCCCCUUACUCCCCUGCUUCUUCUCUUUCUAUUUUUCCUUCUGUGACUUUAUCAAUGUUCCAUCCCACUUACUCCCCUGCUUCUUCUCUCUUUCUAAUUUUUCCUUCUGUGUCUUUAUCAAUGCCUUCUCCCACUUACACCCCUGGUCCUCCUUUCUUUUUUUUUUUCCUUCUGUGUCUUUAUCAAUCCUCCACUCCCCUGCUUCUUCUCUCUUUCCCACUUUAUCAAUGCCUUUCCCCCUGCUCCUUCUCUCUCUUUCUAAUUUUCCCUUCUGUGUCUUUAUCAAUUUAUCAAUGCCUCCUUUAUUUCUUUUUUUUUUCUUCCUUUCAAUGCCCCUUCCUCCCCUCCCCUGCUUCUUCUCUCUUUCUAUUUUUUCCUUCUGUGACUUUAUCAAUGUUUCAUCCCACUUCCUCCCUGCUUCUUCUCUCUUUCUAA